This is a messenger RNA of Alternaria atra, 1017 nucleotides long. RefSeq lists its product as uncharacterized. The record is from RefSeq and is a predicted model, not a curated record. The transcript is spliced from 3 exons. Lineage: Eukaryota; Fungi; Ascomycota; Dothideomycetes; Pleosporales; Pleosporaceae. Gene Ontology annotation, molecular function: aldose reductase (NADPH) activity. Gene Ontology annotation, cellular component: cytosol. Bases 1 to 1017 code for a protein of 338 amino acids.
AUGAAUCCCGCUCUCUCCAAAUUCAUGCUCAAAAGUACACCUAAGAGUAUCAUCGAUCCACAGCCCGAAAUGAACACUGCUAUCCCCCUCAACACUGGCGCGACCAUCCCCGCCCUGGGAUUGGGAACGUGGCAGUCUGCGCCUGGCGAGGUCAAGAAGGCUGUUGUCCACGCCAUUGAGAGUGGUUACAGACACAUUGACUGUGCCUUUUGCUACCAGAACGAGGAUGAGGUCGGCGAGGCGCUCCAGGACGUCAUUUCGCGAGGAAUCGUGAAGAGAGAGGACUUGUUCAUUACCAGCAAGCUCUGGUGCACAUUCCACACUCGCGCUGAGGAGGGUCUGCAGAAGAGCUUGGAUCUGCUCAAGACACCUUAUGUGGAUCUCUACCUCAUGCACUGGCCCGUUCCUAUGAACCCCAAGGGCAACCAUCCCCUCUUCCCCAAGCACGAGGACGGUUCAAGAGACAUCGACACUUCAAUCACCCACCAAGACACAUGGAAGAACCUCGAGAAGCUGAUCCAAUCACAUCCCGACAAGGUCAAGGCCAUUGGCGUCGCCAACUACUCUGUCAAGUACCUCGAGAAGCUGCUGGCCAAGGCCACCAUCGUCCCCGCUGUCAACCAGAUCGAGAACCACCCUCUUUGCCCACAACAGGAGGUUGUUGACUUCUGCAAGGAGAAGGGCAUCCACAUUACAGCCUACAGUCCGCUAGGAAGCACUGGCUCGCCACUCUUCAAGGAUGAGGGCGUCAACGAGGUCGCAAAGAAGCACAACGUCACUCCUGCUGUUAUACUCCUGAGCUACCACCUCGCCCGCAACUCCUCCGUCCUCGCAAAGUCCGUCACCCCAUCCCGCAUCGACGAGAACAAGAAGCUCAUCUCCCUCGAUGGCGAGGACAUGGAGAAGCUGGAGAAGAUCCACAAGGAGAAGGGUAUUACCCGCUACGUAUACCCGCCCUUUGGUGUCAAUGCUGGAUUCCCGGAUAAGCCUGAGGGUAUGGAUCUCAGCGGACCUUGA